AUGGAGUGCACGGGAUUGUGUGCGGGACCUGUGAGCAUCAGCUUCGAAGUCUAUUCAUCUCUCGAUAACUCACUCAAAUACUCCACAUCGACUGGGUUCGACCAAUCGCCUUCUACAGAUGAGUCAACAUGCGUGGACGGGGUCAAGGUCGAAUAUGAGCUGAUGCCUGGCGAGUACAUGUUGCUGAACAUGACACUGGAGCAGGGAGAUUACCACGAGGGAUUUGUCACCUACGGACUGGCCGGACUGAACCAGAGUAGAUACUCGUUCGACAAGAUAGAAGGACCCAACUGCGAAUGUGUUCCCGACACGAAAACCAUCGAACCAGAGUGGGCUUCUUGGAGUGGUUGGAGCGGCUGUGACUGUGUAUCUUGUGGCACCAUUGGAAGACAGACCAGAUCGAGGAGUUGCAGUGACCCUGCCUUGGAGACUUAUGGAAACAACGACUUCUGCUCCGGACCCAACCAACAGUUCAGAGAGUGCACUAUGGACACUGAGCUGUGUAACAUCGCUUCCCCGAAUCAAACCGACAACAACUGCGGAGUGAUUCCUGGAACUACCUUCUCGUCCUGUGCAAACCAGUGCAGCAUGACGUGCAUGAGUCUGACGUCACCAGAGAGCUGCAACGACGAUGACAGCGAGUGCGAGCCAGGGUGUGUAUGUCCCAGUGGCACUGUGCUGGACGUCGUGGCCGAGGAGUGUGUUGUUCCAGAGGCAUGUUCGUGCUACGACUUCGUCUGUGACUCGUACAUUGAGAAUGGCGCCGCCAACGCCUCCACGUGCUGUCCCGAAAGACAAUGUUCUUGUGUGGAUGGCCAGCUGGAGUGUGAGGGCAACUGUCCAGAAGAUUGUGCGGCCACAGAGUGGAGUGAGUGGACCAUGUGUGACAGCCAGUGCAGACGAUCCAGAAACAGGUGUAUCCUGACGCACGGUAACUAUGGAGGCAGAGAGUGUGACGGGGGAGAGUAUCAGGAAGAGUUGUGUGACGAGGACACUGCCACUUGUGAUGUGUGCAUGUACAACGGCACUCAAUACAGGCAAGCCACACAUCACACAGCAAUCUAUGUUUUAAUUUCAGGGCGUGAGGCGACAAUUCGUAACGAGCGACAAUUCGUAACAGUAGAUUAA
This is a messenger RNA of Symsagittifera roscoffensis, 1128 nucleotides long. Its product is annotated as SCO-spondin-like. The transcript has 7 exons. The coding region runs from base 1 to 1128 and encodes 375 amino acids. The record is from RefSeq and is a predicted model, not a curated record. Lineage: Eukaryota; Metazoa; Xenacoelomorpha; Acoela; Convolutidae.